AUGUCCUCGAGAAAUUUGCUGCCCAUUGGCCACCUGCAUAGCAGUCACCUUGACGUCGUGCGCAACGCUCUUGCAAACAUCCUCAGCAGCCAGGUGGCGCAGACAACGUACGGUCAAAUCCUCGAUGGGUUGCCACUAGCGAGCGCGGCGAUGGAUGUGUAUGAUGGUGAGAUGAUAUGCGUUGGGCAUCCACUGGUUGACGAGCACGUUGCGCUCUCGCCUACGGUGCUCUCGAAGAUCGACGAACUCCGCGCGAGCGUGCCCAUCGACACAUUUCAAGUAGACGCCUCGACGGUUCUUGACUUCCAGGCGGCCCGUCCUGGAUCCCAGGCGUUCCAAGCACGUCUCGUCGAGCUGGUCGCCCGUGUGAUACAUGCCAUUGCCGUCUGGAUCUACACCAACCAUAGUCCGCUGCGCCCAAAGGACGACCGGCUCAUGGCAUGGAGGCCAGAAAAGGGCGAUCUGGACUGGGCCUACCGCAAGGGCUAUCCACCGACCUUGUUCGUCCACCCCUGGUACACGGCGUACGACCAGUAUCCCGAUGGCGUGGCGGACGGCGUGGGCUACUGGGCCGAGGACCGGAUCUUCGGCGGUGUGGUCUUGUUUGACCGGCGUGGGCCAGACGCGCCGGACACCAUCUAUGAGGACUCGCCCGUGUCCAAGGCGGUUCACCUGCCCAAGCAGCUGGAUGCCGUCUAUUUUCACACAAACGCCGACGGCGUGACAUAUCGCAUCUACCGUCUUCGCACCGAUCAGAGGCAGCGGCUUUUGCACUUUCUCCUGUCGCCCGCCGACGCCACCGCCUCCUCCACGUCCUGUCCACUGCCGAUUCGCGGGGACGACGACAACCGUGUGCGCAUCGACCCGGAAGAGCCCAUGAACGAGACGGGCAUCUACCGAGACCUGUGGGAGCGCAAACCGCUCGGCGACGGCGAUGACGAUUGCCGUUCGCGCGACGUGGUCGACACGUUCAACUUCCUUUCCGAGGAGGACUAUCAAGCAGCCAUGCGCCGUUAUAUGCAUAUGAAAGACAGGCGCGACGAGGCGUAUUAUCGCCAACAUCCAGAGUUGGAUCCGCGACUCAUCGUCGGGGUUCCGCUGUCCACGUAUUAUCGCCAUCUACUGCUGGCACGCGUUGCCAGUGCCAGUGGUCUUCUUGCCAGCGUGGUGGCGCUUGGCAACAGCCGCCGCCGCGUGGCAGGCAGCCAGCUCGGCUGCGUUGGCAGCAUCGGCCGCGUUGUUGUUGUUGUUGUUGUUGUUGUUGGUCUUUUGGCCAGCGUGGUGACGACGGGCAAUGGCAGCACAGGCGUCAGCUGUGGUCGGCGGGCAGCCCGUGGCGGCAUUGUUGUUGGCAGCGUUGUUGGCAGCGUUACCAGCGUUGUUACCAGCGUUGUUGUGACCAGCGUUGUUGUUGCCAGUGUUGGUCUUCUGGCCGGCGUGGUGGCGCUUGGUGACCUCGGCAAAGUGGCGCUUGGCAACAGCGUUGGCAGUAGCCUGGCAAGCAGCGACAGCAGCAGACUCCGCCUCGUCGGCAGUGGUGGCCGUGGCGGCAUUGUUAGCAGCGUUGUUGCCGUUGUUGCCGUUGUUGCCGUUGUUACCCGACGUCUUCUUGUCGGCGUGGUGGCGGCGAGCCAGAGCACCGACCUGAGCGCACUCGGAAGCGACCGCAGCCGACUCGGAUGCGCAGGCAGCGGCAGCAUUGUUGGCGGCUGCAGCCUGCGUGGCAGCCGGCGUGGUCUUCUUGCCAGCGUGGUGACGCUUGGCGACAGCAUCGGCGGUGGCCUGGCAGGCAGCCAGAGACGAGGCAGCGGCGACGACGUUGCCCGCAGCCGCCGAAGUAGCAGCGGCAUCCGCAGCGGCAGUGUCGGAGGCAGCAGCUGCGUCGGCAGCGGCCGUGGUGGUGUGCGUGGUCUUCUUACCAGCGUGGUGGCGCUUCUCCAUCUCGUCCAGGUGGCGCUUGGCGACAGCCUGCACAGACGCCUGGCAAGCAGCAACGGCAGCGGCCUCGGCCUCGUCGGCCGUGGUCGCGGUAGCCGCAUUGUUAGCAGCGUUGUUGUUGUUGUUGCUGUUGUUGCCAGUCUUCUUGCCGGCGUGGUGACGGCGGGCAAUGGCACCAGCCUGAGCACAGUCAGCAGCAACAGCGGCCGAGGCCGAGGCGCAGGCAGCGUCAGCGGCAGCGGUGGCCGUGUGAGUCGUCUUCUUGCCGGCGUGAUGGCGUCUGGCGACAGCAGCGCUCGCCUCGCAGGCAGCCAGCGUGGAAGCAGCGGCAUUGACGUUGGCGGCGGCGGCAGCUGA
This is a messenger RNA of Sporothrix brasiliensis 5110, 2295 nucleotides long. RefSeq lists its product as uncharacterized. NCBI's taxonomy places the organism in Eukaryota, Fungi, Ascomycota, Sordariomycetes, Ophiostomatales, Ophiostomataceae. The coding region runs from base 1 to 2295 and encodes 764 amino acids. The record is from RefSeq and is a predicted model, not a curated record. The transcript has 3 exons.